This is a messenger RNA of Cyanistes caeruleus (blue tit), 2817 nucleotides long. RefSeq names its product G protein-coupled receptor 156 (gene GPR156). Lineage: Eukaryota; Metazoa; Chordata; Aves; Passeriformes; Paridae. The record is from RefSeq and is a predicted model, not a curated record. Gene Ontology annotation, biological process: G protein-coupled receptor signaling pathway; gamma-aminobutyric acid signaling pathway. Gene Ontology annotation, molecular function: G protein-coupled GABA receptor activity. Gene Ontology annotation, cellular component: membrane; G protein-coupled receptor heterodimeric complex.
CGGCUGUGGGGUUGCUCCCGCCCCGCUCCCGCAGGUUUCCGCAGGUUGACACCCUGGCUCCGGGUGCUGUCCCCGCAGGACACAGCGAGCUGAUCUCACGCUGGAUGAAGUUCUGGCAGGGGCAGGACGGUGCCUGGACCUGCAGUACAUGAAGGCUUCUGCCAGCGGGAGAGCUGGGAUUAUUGCUUCAGAGGGUGGUGUAGUAGUGCUGGGGAUGCCACCGUGCUCCGUUGGAGGCCAGGUCCUGAGCUGACUCCCCUCGCUACAGAGGACACCCCAAGGGACACUGGUAGGGGGCACUCCCUGUCCUGGCUGGAUGUGCAUCACAUCAGUUUGGCAGGGCAAAGGUACGGCUGGAUGACGGCUGAGGAUGUGCUAUGGAGCCGGGAUUCAACUGCUCUGAGCUCUGCGACGGCAGCUCCAGUUUUGGCAGCCAGGAGCAGCAGCAGCAGCGGGCGCUGCAGGAGCUCUGCACUGUGACAGUGACAUCUUUUGACCGCAGUGUGAAGAGCUCCCCAUCCUUCUCUGCUGGGCUCCUGGGAGUUGUAUGGACAUUCCUGACUGGAGGAGUCCUGCUAGCACUCUUCUUUCUCAUCUUCACAAUUCGCUUCAGGAAAAACAGGAUUGUGAAGAUGUCCAGCCCCAAUCUCAACAUUGUGACCCUGCUGGGCAGUGGCUUGACUUACACAAGUGCUUACCUCUUUGGGAUUCAGGAGCAGAGCCUGCCAUCUGGAGACUCGAUGGAAAAGCUUAUUCAGGUGAGGCUGUGCCUGCUGUGCGUGGGGACCUCCCUGGUGUUCGGUCCUGUCCUGGGGAAGAGCUGGCGGCUCUACAAGGUGUUCACCCAGCGGGUGCCAGACAAGCGGGUGAUUAUCAAAGACCUGCAGUUGCUGGCAAUGGUGGCAGCAUUGGUGCUGGCAGACACUGUCUUGCUCUUGACAUGGGUGUUCUCUGACCCAGUCCAGUGCUUCCGAAGCCUCAGCGUCUCACUGCGGGCGACAGAGAAAGGCAUGACGUGCUCCGUAAGCCGGGUGCAGUCCUGCGCGUCGCUCUAUUCCGAUCUCUGGCUCAUUCUCAUUUUAGGGUUUAAGAGUAUCCUCCUGCUAUAUGGGACCUACUUGGCCGGUCUGACUGACAACGUCAGCUCCUCACCAGUCAACCAGUCCUUGACACUCAUCGUCGGGGUCAACCUCGUUUUCCUGGCUGCUGGCACCAUCUGCUUAGUUCACCGUUUCUUCCGUACUUGGCACAAUUUGCUGUUUGGUUUUACCUCUGGAGGCAUCUUUGUGUGUACAACCACGAUCAACUGCUUCAUCUUUGUGCCACAGCUCAAGCAGUGGAAAGCCUUUGAAGAAGAAAGCCAAACCAUGAGCUACAUGGCAAAAUAUUUCACCAGCCCGAGCAGGAGCUGCCGCUCAAUGUACAGCGAGGAGCAACUCUACCAGCUCAUAGGGGAGAAAAACUCUAUGAAGCGGCUGCUCACUGAGAAAAACGCCGUGAUUGAAAGCCUGCAGGAGCAAGUGAGCAGCGCCAAGGAGAAGCUGAUGAGGCUGAUGUCUGCGGAGAGUGGCUGCGAGCCCCGUGCGCUGCCAGCAGCUCCCUGCACCUGGAGCUCAGGGCAGCCUGGGGAUGCACCAGGGGACUGCUGCCCCCUGGAUACAGAGAGGGAUGGGUGGCAGCUCCCCUGCUUGCUGAGUACAUCGCCUCUUGGCAGCAAUGCUCAGGCCCUCCAGAAACCUGAAACCCAGGAGCCUGUUUGCUCUCAGGUGCUGCUUUUUAAUACAGGGGACAACACUGAACAUGACCUGCAAGAUGUCCAGGAAUGUGGGAUACCUGCAGUGCAGGGGCAGCCUCCAGAGCAGCUGCCAGGCCAGGACAACUCAGCUGGUGUAGCCUGGGAGUCAUCCCCCAAAGUCAGCUAUGUAAACAGCGAGAAGCUGUGGGAAAUCUUGCAAGAGUUAAGCCUAGAUGGCAAAAACUACAGCCCAGCCUUAUCUGCAGGACCUCUGCUUGGCAACCGGGGCACCUCAGGAGAGCAGGGAGAAACACAGGUGGGCCAGGAGGGCUACCCAGGCAUCCAGACACCCCUCAGCCCCUACCUGGCAAGGCAUCGUCGGAGGAUCCCAUUACCCCCUGCCUCCACACGCUUCCCCGGACACGUAUCUCCUCGUGCCAGCAGCAGGGUGAAGGAGGUGGGCAGCUGGGGCCGUGGGGAGUCAGCACAUAACUCCCUGGGAAAGGGAGGGGAGAUGGCUGGCAGAAGGCUCCUUCACCCCCCAGCACCAUCCCCUCCAGCCAUCCCAAGGGAGGCCAGCCUCCAGCCAGAGGGGUGGCUGGGAUGGCCCGAGUCCCAGGGUGCUUCAUCGUGCAUUGCACAGGAGCAGCGGCGGCGGCAGGGCACCCCGAGGGGACCUGCUGAGCCCUCCCUGCGCUCACUGUACUAUUACCCAGACUCUGACUCCAGCAGCAGCAGCAGCUCUGAGGAGAUGUUUCAUGGCUGCCACCGACCCUGCUGCGAGGUUUGCUUCCAGAGCCCACGUGGCUCCCUGGACAGCAGCAGCACGGACACAGACACAGAGCCCAGUGACUGUGAGGAUCACCAGACAGAGCAUCAUGGUGGGCCCCAGCCUGUGGUGAAUUUCAAAGACGAUCUGAAACCCACUUUUGUGUGACUUGAACUACCCCUACCCCAAAGGCAAAUGCCCUUCUCCCCCGAAACACUGCAUGUUUUCAGCAAUGCUAAAGCCACACGUCCCUCUGGGGAAUCUGCCGUGUUCUGGAAUUUGGGGAUUGGGAAUAAACCUUGCCCUGUUCUGA